Molecule: messenger RNA, 1912 nt
Organism: Ceratotherium simum simum (southern white rhinoceros)
Lineage: Eukaryota; Metazoa; Chordata; Mammalia; Perissodactyla; Rhinocerotidae
Source: RefSeq, a predicted model, not a curated record
GACCCUGAGAGCCGGACCCAUGUGGAAACUGCUGCCCGCCGCGGGCCCGGCCCGAGAACCAUACAGACUUUUGACUGGUGUUGAGUACAUUGUUGGAAGGAAAAACUGUGGCAUUCUAAUUGAAGAUGAUCAGUCAAUCAGUCGAAAUCAUGCUGUGUUAACUGCUAACUUUUCUGUAACCAACCUGAGUCAAACAGAUGAAAUCCCUAUAUUGACGAUAAAAGAUAAUUCUAAGUAUGGUACCUUUGUUAAUGAGGUAAAAAUGCAGAAUGGCCUUUCCCAAACUUUGAAGACAGGGGAUAGAGUCACUUUUGGAGUGUUUGAAAGUAAAUUCAGAGUAGAGUAUGAGCCUUUGGUUGCAUGCUCUUCUUGUUUAGAUGUCUCUGGGAAAAAUGCUUUAAAUCAAGCUGUAUUGCAACUUGGAGGACUUACUGUAAAUAAUUGGACAGAAGAAUGCACUCACCUUGUCAUGAUGUCAGUUAAAGUUACCAUUAAAACAAUAUGUGCACUCAUUUGUGGGCGUCCGAUUGUAAAGCCAGAAUAUUUUACUGAAUUUCUUAAAGCAGUUCAGUCCAAGAAACAGCCUCCACAAAUUGAAAGUUUUUACCCUCCUGUUGAUGAACCAGCUAUUGGAAGUAAAAAUAUUGAUCUGUCAGGACGACAGGAAAGAAAACAAAUCUUCAAAGGGAAAACAUUUGUAUUUCUAAAUGCCAAACAGCAUAAAAAAUUAAGUUCAGCAGUUAUUUUUGGAGGGGGAGAGGCUAGGUUGAUAACAGAAGAAAAUGAAGAAGAAGAUAGUUUCUUUUCAGCUCCUGGAAAUUGUGUUAUUGAUGUAGGAAUAACGAAUUCACAGACCUUAAUUCCUGACUCUCAGAAAAAAUGGAUUCAUUCAAUUAUGGGUAUGCUCCAAAGGCAGGGUCUCAGACCUAUUCCCGAAGCAGAAAUUGGAUUGGCAGUUAUUUUCAUGACUACAGAGAAUUAUUGUGAUCCUCGGGACCAGCCCAGUACAGGAUUGAAGACAAUGACUCCGGGGCCAAGCCUUUCCCAAGGCUUGUCAGUCAAUGAAAAACUAAUGCCAAGCGCCCCAGUGAAUACUACAACAUAUGUAGCUGACACAGAAUCAGAGCAAGCAGAUACAUGUAUGGAUUUGAGUGAAAGGCCAAAAGAAAUCAAAAUGUCCAGAAUGGAACAAAAACUCAGAAUGCCUUCACAAGAAACAUCCACUGCGAAGGAACCCCCCAAACUCAGCUCUAAUUAUAGUAAUAUAGUAUCAGAUACUCUUGUUAGGAUGAAAAUCCUAAACUAUCAGCUUUCACCAACUAAAUUCCCAAGUGUAAAUAAAAGUGGAGAUUGGGCUUCUCAGCAGCAGCAGACCAACUCCAUCAAAAACUACUUUCAGCCAUCUACCAAAAAACGGGAAAGGGAUGAAGAAAAUCAAGAAAUUUCUUCAUCUAAGUCAGCAAGAACAGAAAUGUCUUGUUCUCCUUUAGAACAAACACAACCUGCUACAUCCUCAAUGUGGAAAAAUAAGGAGCAGCAUCUAUCUCAGAAUGAGCCUGUGGGGACAAAAACAGAUAACUUAUUUACAAAUACAGAUUUAAAAUCCACUGUGAAAAAUUCGACCAAUAAAUCUCUUUCUACAGAAAAACUAAGAUCAGAAAAAAUAAAAGAAAUUGAUGAUUUAGCCAUAGAAAAUGAAAUAUUGGAACAGUUAUUCCAGAACACAAAACCAGAGUUGGAAAUCAAAGUGAACACUCAGAAACAAGAGGAAGCCGUCAACCUUAGGAAAAGGCCAAGAUUGGAUUUAGAAACAGAUGGCACUUUUUAUGAUGAAGCAGUAUCAGAAAGUAACAAAAUACCUGUAAGUAACAUUUUUUUAAAUAAGUAUUGCAAAUAGAAACUUCGAAUAUUA